Molecule: messenger RNA, 1671 nt
Organism: Alternaria conjuncta
Lineage: Eukaryota; Fungi; Ascomycota; Dothideomycetes; Pleosporales; Pleosporaceae
Exons: 3
Coding region: 1-1671 (556 amino acids)
Biological process (GO): transmembrane transport
Molecular function (GO): transmembrane transporter activity
Source: RefSeq, a predicted model, not a curated record
AUGACGGAACGCGAGUCCAGGCGCCCUUCGCCCGCCCGAGCUGGGUCAGGCCCAAUUUCUGAGAAAGAUGAUACCUCGCGACGCCCAAGCAUCCCAGCCGAGACUAGCGAGGAAGAGAAGUGGCAUGUCGAUGUCCCUGUCGACCCUCAGGGAAACCACCAUCCUUCGAUGAUCCGUGCAGACGGGAAGCGCGAGCUGAGAGAAUGGGAGUGCUGGGAUAAGCUCGCAUACUCAUGGCCCAAGUGGAAGAAGGCCAUGUACCUGGCUUCCAUUGCUGGAAUCCAAAUCUCCAUGAACUUCAACACGUCGGUCUAUCCUAGCGCCGUCAACCCCAUCUCCGAGCACUUUGGAAUUAGCGCACAGGCAGCGCGCGUUGGACAGAUGAUCUACUUAGUCUUCUAUUCCUUUGGCUGCGAGCUGUGGGCGCCAUGGAGUGAGGAGUUUGGUCGAUGGCCAAUUCUGCAGCUUAGCAUGUUUCUUAUCAACAUCUGGGAAAUUCCAUGCUCUGUCGCACCGAACUUCGCCACCAUUAUAGUCUGUAGAGCUCUUGGUGGUCUCUCCACAGCAGGAGGCAGUGUGACUCUAGGUCUUAUCGCGGAUAUGUACGAACCAGAGACGCAGCAUUGGCCGCUGUGCUUCAUCGUCUUGUCAUCUACGAUCGGAACCUCUAUUGGUGGUGUCAUCGGCGGCCCUAUCGAGAAAUACCUUUCCUGGCAAUGGAACUUUUGGAUCCAGUUGAUCUUCGGUGUUGCUGUGCAAGCGGUACACUUCUUCAUGCCUGAGAGCCGAGCUACCAUUCUCAUCGAUCGCGAGGCUAAGAGACGUCGCAAGACCGGCGAAGAUCCCAACAUCUACGGACCGAAUGAACUCAAAUCGCCACGAAUUUCGCUCAAGGAAGCCGGGAAGAUCUGGCUCCGACCGUUUGAGAUGUUCGUUCGGGAACCUAUCGUCUUAUGCCUGUCGCUACUUUCCGGUUUCUCCGACGCUCUGAUCUUCACGUUCCUAGAAGCAUUUAACGUCACAUUCCCGAACAACUUCGGUUUCGGCACACUUCAAGUCGCCUGGGCUUUCAUUCCUAUCAACGCCGCGUACUUCUUCACCUACUUCUUGUACUGGCCCUGGUUCUGGCGCGAUGAUCACCUGCGCAAGAAGAACGGCCCCGACUGGAUGACACCAGAGCGACGAUUGAAGCCGCUUCUUCUGCUUGCGCUGUUCGAGCCUAUCGGGCUGUUCGGAUUUGCCUGGACUUGUAUGGGACCACCACAAACCCAUUGGAUCGCACCGAUGAUCUUCUCCUUCCUCGUCGGACUGGCAAACUUCGCCAUCUAUUACUCCUCCGUCGAUUACAUGAUCGCCGCCUACGGACCAUACUCGGCUUCGGCCACCGGAGGAAACGCGUUCGCUCGUGAUUUCCUCGCCGGUAUCUCCGCCAUGUACGCCACACCCAUGUACAACAACCUUGCAUCGUCGAGCCCCCAGAAGUCCGAGUACGCCACUACCCUACUGGCAUGCCUGUCUUGUUUGGUCGUGGCACCAAUCUACGUCUUCUACUGGAAGGGACCUCAAAUUAGGAAGGCCAGUAAAUUCGCCUCCCUUCUUGCGGAGGACAGAAAAGCGGAAGGCGUCAGGCGACUCAGUAAGGCUGAUAACCUUGAGAACCUUACCGCGUAA